This is a messenger RNA of Melanaphis sacchari, 511 nucleotides long. RefSeq names its product glutathione hydrolase 1 proenzyme-like. The record is from RefSeq and is a predicted model, not a curated record. Gene Ontology annotation, molecular function: glutathione gamma-glutamate hydrolase. The transcript has 4 exons. Lineage: Eukaryota; Metazoa; Arthropoda; Insecta; Hemiptera; Aphididae. The coding region runs from base 77 to 511 and encodes 144 amino acids. Gene Ontology annotation, biological process: glutathione catabolic process. Gene Ontology annotation, cellular component: plasma membrane.
UAAACGACUGAAUUUUAUAAUACGUGUGACUUACUUUUUGAAAAAAACUUGGAAGACAGACCUCUUCGUUGACAGCAUGAUUAUUUCUAGAUUACAAUCAAUUGGUUGCUUUGUUCUGCUAGGGUUAUCGAUAUUGAUUGCUAUUGUUUCGGUGUGGGUAAUUAUCUCACAACAUAACGUCACAAAUGAAAUCCCUGAUCCAGAAUUUGAAUUGCCACCAUCAAGUAUGCCGAUGGGUUUGUACAAGAAAGCCGGAGUAGUGUCAAACGGUGGACCGUGCGCACAAAUCGGAAUGGACGUGAUGGCCAAAGGUGGAAAUGCCGUUGAUGCUGCUAUAGCUACAAUUAUAUGUGACGGUGCUCUAUGUCCUCACUUUAUGGGUUUGGGUGGAGGAUUUUUAAUGAGUAUAUACAAUGCCACAACCAAAAAAGUAAUGUCAAUCAAUGCUCGUGAAACAGCGCCAUUAGCUGCAACAGACUCCAUGUUUGUAGAACACCUAAACUUUCUGUGA